Molecule: messenger RNA, 6235 nt
Organism: Coturnix japonica (Japanese quail)
Lineage: Eukaryota; Metazoa; Chordata; Aves; Galliformes; Phasianidae
Gene: UBTD2
Product: ubiquitin domain containing 2
Molecular function (GO): protein binding
Source: RefSeq, a predicted model, not a curated record
CUCGGCUGCAGGGGGAGGGGGGUGGGGGGGCGGCUCAGCGGCGGGUCUGCGGGCCGGGCGGGCCCCAUGGGCGGGUGUGUGGGCUCCCACCACGACUCCUCGGGCAGCCUCAACGAGAACUCGGACGGCACCGGAGUUGCUCUCGGUCGUAAUCAGCCCUUGAAAAAAGAGAAACCGAAAUGGAAAAGUGAUUACCCCAUGACGGACGGACAGCUGCGCAGUAAGAGAGAUGAGUUUUGGGACACAGCACCAGCUUUCGAAGGCCGCAAGGAGAUUUGGGAUGCCCUCAAGGCUGCUGCACAUGCUUUUGAGAGCAAUGAUCAUGAACUGGCUCAAGCAAUCAUUGAUGGUGCAAACAUAACACUACCACAUGGUGCUCUUACAGAGUGUUACGAUGAACUGGGCAACAGGUACCAGCUUCCCGUCUACUGCCUCGCUCCACCCAUCAACAUGAUUGAGGAGAAGGGAGACCUGGAGACUCUGGACAUCCCCGACCCACCGCCCAACUCAGGGCAUGAAUGCCAGCUCCGUUUGCGCCUGUCCACAGGCAAAGACCUCAAACUCAUGGUCCGCAGCAUGGACACGGUGUAUCACAUGAAGAGGCGGCUGCAUGCGGUGGAGGGAGUGGAGCCCAGCAGCCAACGCUGGUUCUUCUCGGGUCGGCCACUUGCAGACAAAAUGAAACUGGAGGAGCUGAAAAUCCCAAAGGACUACGUGGUACAAGUCAUUGUGAGCCAGCCCUUAGCAAAUCCAACCCCGGUGGAAAACUGAUUUCUGCUUGUUUAUCGAUUCUCCUUCUCUCCCUCUCUGUUGUUGGGACUGGUUUUCACUGCCCUGUCUUCUUUCGUUUUGUCCUGCUAAUGGAUUGGUUCCAAGAAUUGACCAGCAAAAAUUCCAUCUGUGAUGGAGAUCUGCAAAAACAAAACAUAAAAAUAUAAACUGGCCUUUGGGGUUUGCCUGAUCUCAUAUUUAACACAGCAGCAAACAGCAGAGGGUGACGGCAAAGAAAGGAGUGGGGAAGGGAAGGAAAAAGGGAGGGCGUGCAAAGAGGGAGGGACAAGGUUGUCUUUCAAUUGAACAAUAAAAGCAUGUAAUGAUCCUUAAAACUGUAGGUGGUGUCCUGAUCCACGGAACGAGAGUAAGAGAGCACUUUUAUUUAAAAGAAAAUUAAAAAUGGAUAUUUCAUAUCAGCACCACCUACAGUUCAAGCAAGACUUGCAGCCGCCCUGCCUAGGUCCUGCUGUGUGUUGUGGGGAUCUUGCUGGCUAACCCAAUGCACAGCUUCGUUCAGGUGCUGCCAAGGCACUGCCAGCCCUGGGCAGAGAGAGGGGCUGGGGCUCAGUCCCUGUCCUCCUGGCAGCUCCUGCUGUGCUCAGCCCACACAGUUGUACAUUCCAAGGUGGCAAUGCAGUCCUGUGCCAUUGCUGGCACCAGCACUGGGGACGCAGUCUGCUGGGGCCUUAGGCAAUAACUUUGUGAAAGUAUACUCCCAUGUACUGUACUGUAAACCUACAAGACUGACUUUGCCUGAAGUUUACUGGUUGACUGGCACCCGGGUAUGUGCCUGCCGCAGUACUGUAUAGCACUCACAGCAUUAAAACAGACUUUGGACAAGCUAGCUAGGAGGAGGGGUGCGCUGGUCUGCAAUUAAGGGUGAGGUGCAUGACUGCUGUCUGGUGGCACCGGUGUGCCUGCUGCAAUAGGUUAAGUGCAGUUACACCCAAAUGCAAUGGAUUGUAGCCUCCCCUGCUCCGUUCUGGAGGGUUCCACGUGGAAAAUGGUAAGAACACAAAAGCACACGAGUUUCAGCUUUUCCUGCGUUGUUUGAUGUCAUUCUCGGUCUGGAGGCAGCCUCACCAACACACAGUGUGGCCGUGGUGUCCAAUCAACAGUACUUUCCCUUCGGAAUGUAUGAGAAGCCCUUGUGGCAAGUGACAAAUCCUUGUUUAGUCUCAAAAAUCUGAAUCUGACGAACAUACCUGGGGGGGAAGAAUCUGAUCAUUGGUUACCUUAGGUAGAGAUGUGCUCUGAUUCUCGGGCUUGCCUGGCAAUGCCUUUGCUUGAGACCAAAUUCGCUGCUCCUUUUAAACUUCAUUUCUCGUUUGCUUGUUUUUUCAGCCAUCAGUGAAAUCACUCCUUCAGCUCUGACAGCUGGCCAGGUUUGAUUUUUUGCACUGAUCUCUGCCUUCCCAUUCUGAAUCUGUGAUCUAAACCUACAGUUAUCUCAGCUCAUAUUCAUCUGCUGGUGAAACUGCUGGGCUAGUAUUGGCCAUUUGAAACCUGAUUAAUUGCGUAGAACUCCAUUUGUCCAGCUCUGAGGUAGUUUCUUGCUCCCCAAGUAUCACUGCAGAGCCAGAAGGACCCCGGUACGACAUGGCGAUUCUUACCCAACAGAAGGAAGCAGAUGCAGGUAAUAGGUGCAGCCAACUCUCACCUCUUGGAAAACAGAUCCACAUCUUACAUGCAUUUCCUCUCUAUCCCAAAUCAGCUUUUAUUUUGAUCCUUGUAUUAUACACUUAGAUUUCCUUACAGCUCCUUAAGUCCCAGUUUUGUGCAGGAUGAUGGAAGCUUAAUGGCAGAGCUGUGCAGAAAAAUCAGUUUCUGGUUCUCAGAAACACCCAAGUGACUUUUUGCUUCUAUGUUGGUUUGUUUUCUUUUUAAAGAUUAAAUCAAGGCUGGUAAAUACUAACCUAGAACACUGGUUUUCUAUUGUGGAGUUUUUUUAUGACAGGUCUGCUUUCUUAUACUGGGGUUUUGCAGCCAAAUCUUUUGCAUUCCAGAGGGGAAAAUAGUUAUUUGGUAUAUAAACAACUCGACUCUCUUUGACUUUUCAGUGGUCAAAGGGUGGUUUUGUGCCAGGAAGGCUCUACUUGUUGUAUAAGGUGCAAUUGUACAUCUCCAUAUGAGUGUUCGCUUCCCUUCAGUCCUUACCGGGAAGGGGAAAUUGUGGCAGGUGAUUAAGAGAGAGUAGAGCUAAAACCAGCGUGAGCUACUUUUCGAAGGAUAUAUUUUGGAGGGGUUUCUUUCUCAUUCAGGCCAUUGUCACCAUGUCCAGCUUCUGAGAUUAGACCACAUAGGAACUAGGAGACUUUGUUCUUCCCUUCUUGCCCCUCUUAGAAUGGCAUCGGUUGCAUUAUGCUGUCCCAGAUGUUCUGUGUUAACUGUUUUUCUGGCAGGUUGCAAAGCGAUGGUCUGAAGGCUGUGCCAUGUGUGAGCUCUGAGCAGAACAGAGGGCUGGUUGGUGAAGGUGCUGUGUUCAUUGACCGCUGUGUUCUCUGACCCACUCUCCUCUCUCCUGACCAUUAAGCAGCCAGAACUGACAGCAGUUCAGUGAUAGAAACGUUUCUACAGGUGGCAGUGAAAUCUUUUCAUUUCUCCUUUAUAGAACAGCCAGAUGUGCUUGUUAGCACAUACCCUGCUGGAAACAAAGUUUACAAGAUUUACAUGCAAAAAGAAUUCCAAGUUGCAAAUACAUAUAUAUAUAUAUAUAAUAAAAAUCAUUAAGGAAAGCAUACAGCAUGUUGAGAAUAACUUAUCCCUUGUAUAUUCCUGAAGGCUGCAGUAUGCAAUGAUAUGCAAUGAGAGAAUGGUCACUUCUGUCUGCAGAAUGCUUUGUCUUUGUGCUCCAGGAUGGUCUGCAGUGCUGAUGCCAGUGUAGGUGACCCAGGUUGGGUUCACAUGGAGCUCAUGAUGGUUCCCAGAGCAGGGCAGAGGGAAGGGCUUGUUCCAGUGCAGAGCAGGGGAGGCAUGGCUGAAGUGAGUCCAACCAAACACUGGGAUGCCAUUCAGCUCACAGCCCCACGGACAAGUGGGACGAGGGCAGGUCUGUGGCUGCUCAUAUGGGGAGGAUGAGAGGAACCUGGCAGCACUGCCCGUGUGUGUAGCACUGUGGGCACACGCUGAGCUCAGUGCUGCUGGCAGCCUGGGCUGUGCCGGGCUGAGUGUGAUGCAGCCACUUUGGUGAUGCACACAGCCACGAACUGCAAUGCCACGUGCACACGAGUGAGGAGAAAUAGGACUAUGGUGUUGUGGGGUUUUUUGUUAAGCCUGUCAGCCCUUUGUGUCAUUCCUGAGUCUGAGUUGAACCAGCAGAUGACAUUUUUUUUGCUCUCUGAUGUUCUUCAGAUUUUUCUACCUUCUCUUGUUGCUUCUCCUUGACCCAAAAGUGACAAACCAGUAAGAGACCGCACUCCUGGGCAGCAGGGAAUGGAAAGGACAGCAGCACUGUCUGCUGGGAGCUGCAGGACAGUGGAUGCUUGCAGCAGGGUGCUCCAGGUCUUCCAUAGCCAACUGGCAGCACUCCUGCAUGGCGCUCUCUCUGCAUUGGCUGCUUGUUCAUAGCUGUGUAUUAGCAUCCUGCACAGAGGACACAGCUGAGAAUAACUGCACUAUGAAUGUUCUUCUUAGUUGUCUGGACGCCUUUAUUUUCCAGAGCUUGGAAGACUUACUGAUGUGAAUCAGCAGUGUAACGAGUUGGGUUUUUAAUAGCCACAGAAAGGUUUUUAAUAGCCACUAUGCUGAAAGUCAUAGAAAUAACACAGCAAAUGAACUCAUCCAGCAGACAGAGAGCAGCUCCUCCUUGCCUUCCACAGCGAGCUCACAGGUUGGCUUGGGGAGGAGGGGGGGAUUUGUUGAUGCAACAAGGCAACACGUGCAGUGCAAAUGGCAGUAGAGCAGAUGGCCAAUUGACAAAAGUAUUGCUGUAGUACGACAUGCUCCUGCAUAUAUAUCUACUGUUAGUAAGUAAUGUAAAAAGUUCAACGCUACUAUUAAAGAUCCUGGUUUGUUGCCACAGCGGGAUGCUUUUAGCCACGGGAUUUUGAAAGCGUUUUGGCUGUGUAAGUGUUGGCAAACUGAAUGCUGUACAUUCCUCCAUUCCUGUCUCGUUCAGAGACGCCGGCAGUAGCGACAUUUCUGACUCCUCAUAUUCUCCAAAUUCUUUGCUGUGUCACUGUAAAUACCUUCCAGACUCCCUGCACCUUUUGCAGAUCAUGUUAAUGUUGGGGGGAGGGGGUGGGAAAUGAAGGAUUUUUGUUGGCUUUUUCACUGCGCUGCUCAUUCUGUUGAAAUAAAAGGAGGCUCUGUUGGAAAGGGGUUUUCCUCCUUCACCACUUCCCCAUAAGCCCAAUCCCUGCUGGCUGGCAGCUCUUGGGCAGCUCGUGCUCCCUGGGACAGCAUGGAGAGGGAUGCUGAGAAAGGAGUUGCUUUGGGGAUGGGGAAUGAGCUUCCUAUGCUCUGCAAACUGGUUUGGACAAAACAAAACCAAAGCCUCACAUCCCUGAGGUGGUGGUGGUCUGCCUUGCCAGUUAACCAUUGUAGGAAGUCUUUGAGCUAAACUCGGCAGCCAUGCUUCUGUCUUCUCCCAAAGAAGAUGAACGUCCUGCUUUAUAUCUGCAGCUGCAACACUUCUGUUGGUCCCUGGCUGUAUAUACAAGUCUGCCUGCUUCCAUUGUCAUAAAGAGUUUUUGACUGCUCUGUUCUGCCGACGGCUCUCCUCUUCCACGCUUCAUCCAUUCAGAUGCUUCAUAGCCGCAUGUGUGUGUUGCUCUUGUUCAUAGGAGAUGGAGAUGGAGCUCCUUCCAUGGCAGACGUGGCAUGGCACCGAGCCUACAGACAUCAGCAGUCAGAAGAUGAGAUGUGUUCAGCUUCGUUCUGUGGACUUUGAGACUUGUCAUAAAUGCUGGACUCUCUGUGAAGAAACAUGUUCCGCAGGACCUUUUGUUGGGUAUUUAUCCGAUAGAUCUCCAUGUUUGUAUCCUGUACAGACGGUAACCAUUUGAUCAGAGCCAUGGGGCAAAUAGAGAACUUAAAAUCCUGACUCCUGCCUUAAAACUCUCAGCUCAUCUCGAGCUCCAGAAAUUCUGCACCUGCCCAUCUCGAAGUCCAUUUCCUUAGGAAAUUCCAGUCCAGUUAAAAGGCUGGAGACAAUUAAAGCAAAAUUAAAACGAAUUAAUUCUUAGCUGAUGGCUUUAUUAAAAUAACUAACUGGUCUUGUCGUAAAAACCCUGAUUGUGCCUCUCAAGUCCAGGGAAUGUCCAAAAAGCGGAGGUGGCUUUCGAGCAAUGAUUGGAAUGACAGCAUUAACUGGAGGUUCGUAAGACACUCGCUUUCACAUGUCCUGAGCAAGAGACUUAGGUUUGUGUCCUCUCUGCCUCAUGGUAAUGGCUUUCAAAGAUGGCUGGUACCAUCAGAUUUGUACUUCUUGAAUAAAUCUCUUCAUUUUUAUGGUAAAAAA